This is a messenger RNA of Ailuropoda melanoleuca (giant panda), 2676 nucleotides long. RefSeq names its product NADPH oxidase 1 (gene NOX1). The record is from RefSeq and is a predicted model, not a curated record. Bases 363 to 2054 code for a protein of 563 amino acids. Gene Ontology annotation, biological process: superoxide anion generation; defense response. Gene Ontology annotation, cellular component: plasma membrane; NADPH oxidase complex. The transcript has 13 exons. Gene Ontology annotation, molecular function: superoxide-generating NAD(P)H oxidase activity. Lineage: Eukaryota; Metazoa; Chordata; Mammalia; Carnivora; Ursidae.
CAAAUGCCUUAUCAAGGAAAGCAAUGCCUCACGUUAGGUCAUGUUGAAAAGAUGAUGAGAGAGUAUUCUCACUCAAGAAGAUUGCUAUUUCCUGAAGGGAUAAAACCCCACCAGGGAAAACCCCUGUGGUUGUCAUAGGUAGGGCUGGUCUCCUCAAGCUGAUAAGAGUUCCGUCCAGAGGAGGAAGGCAGAAUGCAAGCACUUCAUUCCUUGAAGCUUUCUGGGUAAUUGUGCAUCUUUCUUAUCUCAAAGACUCACACACUCUGAGCUAGACAGAGGUCCCAACCUUGAAGAACCUCUCCAGAAUCCAGGUUGCUGAAUCUUCCCUGCUGCCUAGAGAGACUCCAAACCACCUCUUGACAAUGGGCAACUGGGUGGUUAACCACUGGUUCUCAGUUUUGUUUCUGGCUACUUGGUUGGGGCUGAAUGUUUUCCUGUUUGUGCAUGCCUUCCUGUCAUUUGAGAAAGCCAAUAAGUACUACUAUACAAGAGAAAUCCUGGGGUCGGCGUUGGCCUGGGCCCGAGCCUCUGCUCGCUGCCUGAAUUUUAACAGCAUGCUGAUCCUGCUUCCUGUGUGUCGAAAUCUGCUGUCCUUCCUGAGGGGCACCUGCUCAUUUUGCAGGCGCACCCUGAGAAAGCAACUGGACCACAACCUCACCUUCCACAAGCUGGUAGCAUAUAUGAUCUGCCUACACACAGCUAUUCACAUCAUUGCACACCUGUUCAACUUUGAACACUACAGCAAGAGCCGACAGGCCACAGACGGAUCCCUUGCCUCUGUUCUCUCCACCCUACCUCAGCGAGAGAAAGGGGAAGAGUCUUGGCUAAAUCCUAUCUCAUCCCCAAACACGACAGUGGAGUAUGUGACAUUUACCAGCAUUGCUGGUCUCACUGGAGUGAUCAUCACAAUAGCUCUGGUUCUCAUGGUGACUUCAGCUAUGGAGUUUAUCCGGAGGAGUUAUUUUGAGGUCUUCUGGUACACGCACCACAUUUUCAUCAUCUACUUCAUUGGUUUAGGGAUUCAUGGCAUUGGUGGAAUUGUCCGGGGUCAAACAGAAGAGAGCCUGAAUGCGAGUCAUCCUCACAGGUGUGCAGAAUCUUUCAAGCGGUGGGAUGAUCAUGACUCUCACUGCAAGCACCCCCAAUUUGAAGGGCUCCCCGCUGAGUCUUGGAAGUGGAUCCUUGCACCGGGGGUUCUUUAUAUCUUUGAAAGGAUUCUCCGAUUUUACCGCUCUCAGCAGAAGGUUGUGAUUACUAAGGUUGUCAUGCACCCAUCCAAAGUUCUGGAAUUGCAGAUGAACAAGCGUGGCUUCAGCAUGGAAGUGGGGCAGUAUAUUUUUGUUAACUGUCCCUCGAUCUCUUACUUGGAGUGGCAUCCCUUUACUCUGACCUCUGCUCCAGAGGAAGACUUCUCCAUUCAUAUCAGAGCAGCGGGGGACUGGACAGAAAAUCUUAUCAGGGCUUUUGAGCAACAGCAGUCACCAAUUCCCAGGAUUGAGGUGGAUGGUCCCUUUGGCACUGUCAGUGAAGAUGUCUUCCAGUAUGAAGUGGCUGUGUUGGUCGGAGCAGGAAUUGGGGUCACCCCCUUUGCUUCCAUCUUAAAAUCCAUCUGGUACAAAUUUCGGCAGGCAGAUCACAACCUUAAAACACAAACGAUCUAUUUCUACUGGAUCUGCAGGGAGACAGGUGCCUUUGCCUGGUUCAAUGACCUGUUGGCUUCUCUGGAACGUGAGAUGGAGGAAUUAGGCAAAGUGGAUUUUCUCAACUACCGUCUCUUUCUCACUGGAUGGGAUAGCAACAUUGCGGGUCAUGCCGCAUUAAACUUUGACCAGGCCACUGACAUCCUGACAGGUCUGAAACAGAAAACCUCCUUUGGGAGACCCAUGUGGGACAAUGAGUUUUCGACAAUAGCUAAUGCCCACCCCAGGUCUGUGGUGGGAGUCUUCCUGUGUGGUCCUCAGGCUCUCACAAAGAGCCUGAGCAAACGCUGUCACCAAUACUCCAGUCUGGAUCCCAGGAAGGUUCAAUUCUACUUCAACAAAGAAAACUUCUGAAUUACAGGAAUGAGGAUGCUAAUCUGCAUUUAGUCUCUCCUCUGCAUCUCUGACAACUUACUUGGUCUGAUCAGGUUUGGGCAGCCGUUUAAGGACAGUAACAUGCCUCUCGGGCUCUGACUCCCUGGCAUAUCUUUUUUGAUUGGAUUCCACUCGGAUGUCACUGAUCUUCAUGAGGCCACGAUAACUGCAAAGGCCAUGGGUCCUUUCUUGGGAAAAGAACCGUAAGUCCUUCUGGAAUGCCAUGACUGCAACAAGGCCUGAGAGCAGAGGUGGUUGACAGCUACACAACUUUACCCCAGGUGAUAUUAUUGAUUCCAAGUGUUUCUUGGAAUCUCCCAGCCUUUGGCCUUAUUUUCCCCUCCCUCUCACCUUCAAAGAAGAUUUGUAAAUAGGGCGAUUUUUUUUAAAUAAAAAAUUUAUUGAAGAAUUAAUAACAAAACAUAAUAAUAAGCAUAAAUAAUAUAACAAUGAACGUAAAAUCACCAAGAACCCCAUCCCUAUAUAACACUAUGUACAUUCUUACUGUUAUUUUAAACAUGGUCUCAUCCAGUGUGAAUAGCAAUUUUUGCUUUACUUAUUUUUGCUUGUCAAGAAAUGAAGGAUUUUCCUCUUUGCUUAA